CUUAGAAAUGAUGAGGUUCCAGACCAUAUUCUUGUUGAUGGCAUUGACCACAAUGACAGUAGCCGCCUAUUCACCAACAGAAAAGCAUGCAUUAGACAUACCUGGAGUGAAAAAGAUUUUACAGGUCGAAAACACAGUUGGAAGAGACAUAAACGGGCGUAGUGGUGUUGGAUCCCUUUCUGUACUAGAUGUAAUUGAUGCAAACAGACGAGCAGGAUCAAGAGCAGUUGAAACAUCUCAUGGAAUAGGCAAUGACUUUUUAUCACGCGGGUCAUCAGCUAGAAGAGGAUUGUCUGGGGGUUCAAUUGGAGGCAGGACUGAAAUCAUUAGAGGCCCCUCAGCUGGUUUGUCACGUGCUUUAUCUGACGAUGACAGUAUCAGUAACUGCCAUUUUGGGUGUGGAGGAGAUAAAUUAUGUCGUUCAGGACAUAAAUGUAUUCACAAUGGAUGUAGCAGCUACUGCGUCGAAAUUUCUUCUGGAAGUAUAAUUGGUGCAUUUGGAUUGUCGGACUCUAUAAGAAAGGAAAUAAUUAGAAGUUUAUCAUCUGGCUUGACCAGAGUUUCGAGUAAUGAUGGUCAUUUAUCCCCUGGCAGCAGAAUUGGUUCAUCUGGUCUGGCUAGGAAUUUGGAUCUAUCUAGCAAUGCUAAUUUGGAAACAAUAGGUAGAAGUCGUGGAAUGUCUGGUCAUGCAGGUUCUGAUAUUCUUGACGCAACCAACCUAAGACGAAGUGGACUUGAUGUAUUAGACACACUUUCUUUAAGACGAAGUGGAUCAGUACGUACUUCUGGUUCAGGUGUCGUUUCUCAGUCAGUAGUUAGUGGAGCAAUUAUUUGCAAAAAAAACUGUCAUCAUGAUGGAGAUUGUCCAACCAACAAAUACUGUGCAACUGUUAAUUGUCACAUGAUUUGUCGAAGAAGGCCGUCAAAUGGAUACACACGAUGAUCAUGUACAGGAUAUCACCGAAAUCCAGAC
This is a messenger RNA of Mytilus californianus (California mussel), 973 nucleotides long. RefSeq lists its product as uncharacterized. The record is from RefSeq and is a predicted model, not a curated record. The transcript is spliced from 2 exons. Bases 8 to 943 code for a protein of 311 amino acids. NCBI's taxonomy places the organism in Eukaryota, Metazoa, Mollusca, Bivalvia, Mytilida, Mytilidae.